This is a messenger RNA of Anguilla rostrata (American eel), 4022 nucleotides long. Its product is annotated as NLR family CARD domain-containing protein 3-like. Gene Ontology annotation, molecular function: protein binding. The coding region runs from base 520 to 3534 and encodes 1004 amino acids. NCBI's taxonomy places the organism in Eukaryota, Metazoa, Chordata, Actinopteri, Anguilliformes, Anguillidae. The transcript is spliced from 11 exons. The record is from RefSeq and is a predicted model, not a curated record. Gene Ontology annotation, biological process: intracellular signal transduction.
AUUUCAGGACUUAUUUAUUUAUUGUACAUUUUUACGGACAUUCGUUUCACUUAAAAAGGGCUUGUGGGUUUAGCCAGCAGAUAGUUGGCCUAUACUGAUAUAUCACAAAAAUAUAAUUAUGCUAUUUUGGAUUGGGGUACCUAAAGUCCCGAUGCCUAAAUAAUUCGCAAGUUGUUGAAUAUACGUAUAAGUUAAUUUAAAAGAUAUCUAUAUGCAUGGAAUGUUUGUUUCGUCUGAAUAACUAAUUAAAUAGGCGUACGAUAAAUGACACCGCCAAGAAAAAUAACAAGGCUUACUUCAGCCAAGUAAACAAGUAAAAAAACAAAAAGUGCAUAACGAAACUGAAAGUGUUCAAGGGCGUACGCAAUUUUACAGGCGGAGGGGAACGAAGAGGGACUAAAAGAAGGAAUAAAACCGAAUAAAAGAACGGAGUCAGCUAGUUUGGAUUGAAACCCACUUGUGGUCAAAACUGGUCUCAAGUGUUCCAGUCUCCUGGAGGUAGGGGGUGCUGUUUCUAAAAUGAGUCUCUCAGGGGAGCCAGAGGCCAAAAGAAGAACCCUCAGCACUGAGAGAAACAGGGUCCAGGUAGAAAGAGAUGGGUCACCUGUACCUAGCUGUCUUUCGAUGAAGAGAGAUCAUUCAUUUGAACGUCGAAUCAACUUUAGAGGAGGGUUUACAGGUGAUCAAAGGGUGCACGUAGAAAGAGCAGGGUCACCUGGACCCAGCUGUCUGUCUAUGAAGAGUGAUCAUUCAAUGGAUCUUCCAGUCAAGUUCAGGGGAGAGUUCACAGGUGAUCAAAGGGUGCACGUAGAAAGAGCAGGGUCACCUGGACCCAGGUAUCUGUCUAUGAAGAGUGAUCAUUCAAUGGAUCUUCCAGUCAAGUUGAGGGGAGAGUUCACAGGUGAUCAAAGGGUGCACCCAAAAAGAGCAGGGUCACCUGUACCCAGCUGUCUGUCUGUGAAGAGUGAUCAUUCAAUGGAUCUUCCAGUCAAGUUGAGGGGAGAGUUCACAGGUGAUCAGAGGGUGCACCCAAAAAGAGCAGGGUCACCUGUACCCAGCUGUCUGUCUGUGAAGAGUGAUCAUUCAAUGGAUCUUCCAGUCAAGUUGAGGGGAGAGUUCACAGGUGAUCAAAGGGCACACCAGUCACUGGAGUCCUGGUGUUUAGAACAGAUGUGUUCAAAAAAAGUAUCUUCCCCAAAACAGUCUCUACGGCGCACUCUGAUGAAGCUGAAGAAGGAUGAGUUGAAACUGUUUCAGAGCCAUCACAAUGAGAGAGCCCUGCAGGCACUGAAAACUGCUCUGAAGAAGAAGUUUGAAUGCAUAUUUGAAGGUUCAGCAAAGCAGGGCCACCCAGCCCUCCUCAAUGAGAUCUAUACAGAGCUCUACAUCACAGAGGGGGGAAGUGAGGAGGUCAAUAAUGAACAUGAGAUCAGACAGAUUGAGACAGCAUCCAAGAGACAAACCACACAGGAGACUGCAAUCCUCUGCAAUGACAUCUUUAAGCCUUUACCUGGACAAGAGAAACCCAUCAGAACAAUGCUUACAAAGGGCAUCGCUGGCAUUGGGAAAACAGUCUCUGUGCAGAAGUUCAUACUGGACUGGGCAGAAGGAAAAGCCAAUCAGGACAUUGAUUUUGUCUUCACUCUUCCUUUCCGAGAUCUGAAUUUGAAGAAGGAUAAAGCAUUCAGUCUGAUGCAACUUCUGCAGCACUACUUUCCACAAUUGAAAGAGAUCAAAAGUAUUGAAGGUGUUGAAGUCAAAGUUUUGUUUAUCUUUGAUGGUCUGGAUGAGUGUAGACUUCCUCUAGAUUUCCAAAGCAAUAAGAUCUGCUGUGAUAUAACAGAGUCAUCAUCAGUGGAUGUGCUGCUGACCAACCUCAUUAAGGGGAAUCUGCUUCCCUCUGCUCUCAUCUGGAUCACCUCCCGACCAGCAGCAGCCAAUCAGAUCCCUUCUGAGUGCGUCCACCAGGUGACAGAGGUACGAGGGUUCAAUGACCCACAGAAGGAGGAGUACUUCAAGAAGAGAAUCAGAGACCAGGACCAGGCCAGCAAAAUUAUCUCACACAUAAAGUCAUCCAGGAGUCUCUACAUCAUGUGUCACAUACCAGUCUUCUGCUGGAUUUCUGCUACUGUUCUGGAGACAAUGUUGGGCAAAGUAGAGAGUGAAGGUCUGCCCAAAACUCUGACUGAAAUGUACACACACUUCCUGCUCAUUCAGACUAAUGUGAAGAAUGAGAAGUAUCGUGGCACCAAUGAGACAAAACCAAAGAUGUCAGAUAGAGAAAUCAUCUUGAAACUGGGGAAGCUGGCAUUUCUACAGCUGGAAAAGGGAAAUCUGAUAUUCUAUGAAGAGGACCUGAGAGAGAGUGGCAUUGAUGUCAGUGAAGCUUCAGUGUACUCUGGGGUGUGCACAGAGAUCUUUAAAGAGGAGUGUGGGUUGAAUCAGGAGAAGGUCUACUGCUUUGUGCAUCUGAGCAUUCAAGAGUAUCUGGCUGCCUUGUUUGUGUUUCUUUCAUGUGUAAAUGAGAACAGAAAUGUACUCAGAGGAGUUGAGUCACCACAUUGGGCAUGCAGCAAGCUGCUGACUGAGUUAAACAGCAGUGCAAUGGAUCAGGCCUUAAAGAGUAAGAAUGGACACCUGGACCUUUUCCUCCGAUUCCUUCUCGGCCUCUCUCUGGACUCCGUUCAGAUUCUCUUAGGAGGACUACUGACACAGAAAGCAAGCAGACUAGCUAUAACAUACCUACGGACACGGCCAGAAAGCAGAUCACGGAUGAUUUCUGAAACCGUAUCUCACAUAAAGAAGAAGAUCAGUGCGGAAUCUUCACCAGAGAGGACCAUCAAUCUGUUCCACUGUCUCAAUGAACUGAAGGACAACUCUCUAGUGGAGGAAAUCCAGAAUACCCUGAGAUCAGGAAAACUUUCAGAUAUAAAGGUGGACCUAGGCCAGUGUUCAGCUCUGGCCUUUGUGUUACUGAUGUCAGAGGAGAUCCUGGAUGAGUUUGACUUGAAGACCUACAACAUUAACUUGAAGAACUACAGCUCAUCAGCACCAGGUUAUUGGAGACUGGUACCAGUAGUCAGGAACUGCAGGAAGGCCAUACUGAGCAGCUGUGACCUCACAGAGCAGUCUUGUGAAAUUGUGGCCUCAGCUCUCCAGUCAUCAAACGCACCCCUGAGAGAUCUGGACCUCAGCUACAAUAACCUGGGAGAUUCAGGAGUGGAGCUGCUCUCUGCUGGACUGAAGAGUCCAAACUGUAAACUACAGAGACUGAACCUCGGCUACAAUAACCUGGGAGAUUCAGGAGUCAAGCUACUCUGUGCUGGACUGAUGAAACCAAACUGUAAACUACAGAGACUGGACCUCAGCUACAAUAACCUGGGAGAUUCAGGAGUGGAGCUGCUCUCUGCUGGACUGAAGAGUCCAAACUGUAAACUACAGAGACUGGACCUCGGCUACAAUAACCUGGGAGAUUCAGGAGUCAAGCUGCUCUGUGCUGGACUGAUGAAUCCAAACUGUAAACUACUGGGGUGAGUAGUGCUGUGUACUGUGUGACCUUAACUAAAAAGAAUUAGGCUAGUGCUUGUAGCUCAUUGAAAUGUUCAAAGAUCUUUCUCUCUCAAUUAAUCUUCCUGGUCAGUGUAUAAUUUAUGAUUAGAAAACGAUACAAUGAAAUGAGUGCUCUGUACCCCUUUUUAUAUUAUAGUAUAAAUAAUGCUAAACUAAUGCUAAGUUUGAUUUGAGAGAGAUGCAUUUUAUAUUGAAUGAAAUGUUUGUGUUUAAUUUUCUGUAACUAAUCCUGUCCAGUAUAUGAAGGUCAGUGAUGCUCUCUGAGCCUGGAUCAGUCAGCACUGGGACCCCUCAGGUUGUGUUAGCCCCCCCGUUUCAUUCACACCAGAUAAAAUGAGUGCACCAGCAGCCAACCUGGGAACUGUGUCAUCAAGCUCUCUUGGCCUAAUGCACAGGGGCAGUAGCCUAGUAGCAUAGCAUUCUGAAAUAGGCAGGUUUGUGCAAUGGUGUGA